AUGAGUGAUGCUGUGACAUUUGUUACAGGAGCUUCAGGUGAACAGUUCCAUGUGAACCAAGCUGAGAGCUCUGUGUCAGUCAAGGCUGGAGAUGAUACCAGCGUCCACCCUUGUGUAGACACCUACCAUGUGACCAGCAGUGUUCUCAUCCUGCUGAAGGCUGACGAUGUGCACUCCCUUGUCCUCUGCCAAACCAAGGACAGAUCCAUACUCUUUUCCCACAAAACCAUCAGACUGGGCCACUACCUGCAUGGUCCAGAGAUGCCCGCCCUUAUCUUUGUGGCUUUCCUCCUGGCCUUCCAAGUGCUGCUGGUGAUCUGUUUCAUAGUCACCUAUUUCCACAGGUGGUGGAACUUGGAACAGCUCCUGAAUACCUUGAUAUACUGCCUUUUGCCCUGUGCAAGGGGCUCAAGUGGAGACAAGCUAACACAGAAGUUCAGGUUCUCCCCAAGACACAUUUGGACAGAGCAGGCUCCUCUGGCCUCCACGAUGCCCAUCCCUGCCUCCUGGUUCCACCUUCCUCCUCUUUGCCUGCAGUUGACUCUACUGCUUGGACUCACAGGAGUGGCAGGUGAGGACGAGCUGCAAGUGAUUCAGCCUGAGAGGUCAGUGUCAGUUGCAGCAGGAGAGACGGCCACGCUGCGCUGCACCAUUACCUCCCUGCUCCCCGUGGGGCCCGUCGCGUGGUUCAGGGGAACUGGGCCAGGAUGGGAGUUAAUCUACAGUCAACAAGGAGGCCUCUUCCCCCGAGCAGCAACUGUUUCAGAUACUACAAGGAGAAACAACACGGACUUUUCCAUCCGCAUCAGUAACAUCACCCCAGCAGACACUGGUGUUUACUACUGUGUGAAGUUCAAGAAAGGAGACCCUAACGACACGGAGGUUAAGUCCGGACCAGGCACUCAUCUCACUGUGAGUGCCAAGCCUUCUCCUCCCAUGGUAUCAGGCCCUGCCGUGAGGGCCUCACCUGAGCAGACAGUGAGCUUCACCUGCACAUCCCACGGCUUCUCCCCCAGAAACAUCUCCCUGAAAUGGUUCAAAAAUGGCAAUGAGCUCUCCGCCUCCCAGACCAACGUGGACCCAGAGGGAGACAGCGUUUCCUACAGCAUCUCCAGCACAACCAGGGUGCUGCUGGCCCCGGGGGAUGUCCACUCCCAGGUCAUCUGCGAGGUGGCCCACGUCACCCUGCAGGGGGGCCCUCCUCUCCGUGGGACUGCCAAGCUGUCUGAGACCAUUCGAGUUCCGCCCACCUUGGAGGUUACCCAACACCCCACAGCGGGGAACCAAGUGAACAUCUCCUGCCACGUGAACAAGUUCUACCCUCAGCGCCUACUGCUGACUUGGACCGAGAACGGAAAAGUGUCCCAAACAGAAACAGCCACGACCCUCAUAGAGAACAAGGACGGGACCUUUAACCGGACGAGCUGGCUCCUGGUGACCUCAUCUGCCCACAGGGAGGCCGUGCUGCUCACCUGCCAGGUGGAGCAUGACGGGCAGCCGGUGGUCACCAAAAACUAUACCCUGGACCACUCUGCUCCCCAGAAGGAACAGGGCACCACCAAUAAACCCCCUGGCCCAGAACUGUCUUCUUCUCUCCUGGCAGCUCUCCUCCUAGGCCCCAAGGUUGUGCUGCUGGUCGGUGUCUCUGUCAUCUGUGUCCACAGGAAGCAUUGGGCCUGA
Messenger RNA from Hippopotamus amphibius kiboko, 1680 nucleotides. Its product is annotated as signal-regulatory protein beta-1-like. The record is from RefSeq and is a predicted model, not a curated record. Gene Ontology annotation, biological process: positive regulation of T cell activation; positive regulation of phagocytosis. Lineage: Eukaryota; Metazoa; Chordata; Mammalia; Artiodactyla; Hippopotamidae. The transcript is spliced from 9 exons. The coding region runs from base 1 to 1680 and encodes 559 amino acids. Gene Ontology annotation, cellular component: plasma membrane.